GGGAGGGCCGGUGCAUGUCUCGCCCUGGGCUCGGCUUAGCGCUCGCCGUGAAUGAGCUCCCCCCGCCGCCCGCUGCCGCCCGGCUCGGCUCCCGGCUCCCCCCGCAAGGGCGCGCAGGCUCCGUGAGGACCACGGGCUGUUCCCCGGGGGCGUCUCCUGGUGGCCCCUCGCCCUUCUUUCUUUCUGUGUGUGUCUUGUGACUUUGUGUGGUGCGUCUCUUUUGUUUCCCGUUCCCUCUCCGGUGUUCUCCUUUGUCGCCGCCUUCUCCGAACCCGCCUGUGCUGUCUCUUGUUGGCCGGGAGUGAUGUUGCACGUGGAGAUGUUGACGCUGAUCUUUCUGGUGCUCUGGAUGUGCGUCUUCAGCCAGGAUCCCGGCUCCAAAGCGGUGGCCGAUCGCUACGCCGUCUACUGGAACAGCACCAACCCCAGAUUCCAGCGGGGUGACUACCACAUUGAUGUCUGCAUCAAUGACUAUUUGGAUGUAUUCUGCCCUCAUUACGAGGAUUCGGUGCCAGAAGAUAAGACUGAACGCUACAUACUUUAUAUGGUAAACUUUGAUGGCUACAGUUCCUGUGAUCACACCUCCAAAGGAUUCAAGAGGUGGGAGUGUAAUCGGCCUCACUCUCCAAAUGGACCAUUAAAGUUCUCUGAAAAAUUCCAGCUCUUCACUCCCUUCUCAUUAGGAUUUGAAUUCAGGCCAGGCCGGGAAUAUUUCUACAUCUCAUCUGCAAUACCUGAUAAUGGGAGAAGGUCCUGUCUAAAGCUCAAAGUCUUUGUACGACCUGCAAACAACUGUAUGAAAACUAUAGGUGUUCAUGAUCGUGUUUUCGAUGUUAACGACAAAGUAGAAAAUUCAUUAGAACCAGCAGAUGAUACUGUACAUGAGUCAGCUGAGCCAUCCCGUGGUGAGAAUGCAGCACAGACACCAAGGAUAUCCAGUCGGCUUUUGGCAACCCUACUGUUCCUUCUGGCAAUGCUUUUGACGUUAUAGCACAUACUCUAGUAACCUGUCACAGACAACAUCAGGGUCUUGGAACAUCAAAGAUCCACUUAACUGCUCAUCCCAUGAAAGGGACUUUAUAUUGGUUUUGCAGAUGUUCAUUUGUUUCCUACCCCCAUUCCCACCACUUCCCUCUCUACAACCUGAACUAUGAACCUGAAGAGGAAUCAUUAGUCCUCUUCUCACUCCCAAACAUUCCCAUGGCUUUCCCUGACCCCUUCUAAAAUAAAAAGGACUCCAAAUGAAAAUGCCAAAUUUCAAUAUUGACACUAGUGAUUCUUACUUUCCUCUGCAAUCUCUCUUAAGAUACUGCCUCUGUUAGCUCUCUAUAUCAUCUGUAUGUGGACAAGGAAGAAUAGUGGCAGAUACAGUCAGUUGGAGGAUAAGGAAGUUGUGUGGAAAAACCAAGAGGAGUUUUGACUCUCCAAUUCAAUAUUUAUGACUCCUCAUUCAGCGCUGUAAGAUCAUCAUACAAGGCACUGUGUCAUCAUGUCAGGACUGGAGGGGAAAUAUUAAGAAUAGAUAGAGUAUAACACCAUUUCCUCCAGGAAGUUUUCAAUGAAUGGGUUUUAAAGAGGGAAAAGACACUGUUUUGUAUGCAACUGCCUUGAAAAAUCUUUUGACAGUAGAAUUUGUGCUCCACAACAGAAGCCCUGUCUUUAGGGGAAAUAAAAAAGUGACUACUGAGGAACACUAGCACACAAGCAAGGCCAGAUUUAGGAAGCUACACUUGGGUAUGAGUGCCUCUUUUAUCUCUCUAAGUGAAUAAUGCACACCAGAUUAUUUUUUUUCUUUUGAAACUGAUCACCAUGGUGCUACAAUAUUUUUCUUCAAAUGCAAAGAGGCAUUUUCUUUACCUUUCUUUUCUUUUUUGAGAAUAAAGUGGCCUUUUCCUGGGCUGACACACUAGCCUUGGAUACUGCUCUGGGUGAUCAUACAUGCUAAGAUGAUGGCAGCACUGAAUAGAAGAAACCUGGUUAAAGACCCUUAAUCCCCUGUGCUUUUUCUCCCUUGAAAGUUUGGCAGACAUUGGAGUAAUAUACAGCUGGAAAAGGGACUGGGACAUUUGUCAUAGAAAGUGGAGUAUGAAGUGAAAAGGGGAAGGGUACAGUAUGUUGAACUCUGGAGUGAAAAUUCAGGCAUUGGUUUUAUAUAUCUUCAUUUCCAACACAAAUGAAAAGUAGAGGCAAUGUCUUUGUCAGCAGGAGAUGGACUCCCAAAGACCUUUAAAUAUUUUUUUAAAAUCCUCUAGAAUAGAAAAUGCAUUAUUUAGAUAUAUCAUAUGCUGAAAGUAUAUAUGUUUGUCCUAUUUAAAGAUAUGAAACGUUUGACAGUUAAGAUUACAAGGUGCUGACCUAUUGGAUGGGAAUUGGGUUACCUAUUUAAGCAUCUGAGCUUAACUGAAAAAUCAUUUACCAGGCAAUGCUUUCCUUGUAGGUUUCUGUUGGACUAAGUAGCCUGAAUUUUGACUUCAAGAGAUGCCAUGAAUGCCGCUGUUUAGUUAGGCUAGCUUUUGCCCCAAAACUGUUAGGAACAAAGCCUUAGGACAGUGGUUAGAUUCCACUCCCAGUAGGGUUUUCACCAGAUGAUGCAAACAGACAGCAUUUUGUGAAUGUCUCUUGGUUUUUUGAGAGGAAAGUAGUUUCUAAAGUUUAAGAAUUGCAGGAUUCAAAACAAGUGAAAAGAGGAAAAGUGGCUGUAUAAGGCACGCUGGGCUUGCCUGAUACCAUACAGCAUGGGUUGCAUCUGAGAGCAAAGAGAUAUCAGAUAUUGCACACACAUAACACAUGUCACAGUCUACAUUGAAGGAUGCUCUUCCUUUCUUUACAAUACAACAAAUAAAUCUCUAGCCGAUAGGUAUGCUUGAUGCAUGUACACAGCUAGGAGUGGGAGAGCUGUAAGGGUAAUAACCUUGAAGACAGUGAGCAAUGUAAAGAUAAGGUUGCGUACAAGAUAGCAUUCCUGUGAAGAUAGCAUAUCAGUCACAAACAUGAGAAGCACUGCUUUGAUAUGCUGACAGUGACUGUAGUAGUUUCCCUAUAAUUUACAAAUAAUGAAAGCCUAGACUCACAACUCACAUUUUUUUCAAGAGCAUGCUUUUUAAAAACGAAUUUUCAUUACAAUGAAUUCAACCUUUUGCUUUGGCACAGUGUAAUUGCUAAUCCAAUGAAUAAAAGUGACACUGUAUUACAGUGAAAAGGUGAGCUGCUUAAAAUGCAAGUCUUGUGGGUAGUAAGUUUACAGGACCUGCAUUUUGGAUAUUUGAUGGCAUCAGGCAAUCUCAAUUACAUCAAGCAAGAAACGUCUUCAGAUUUGUGAACCUCUCUGGUGUAUGUGUUGUCUUGAGUAACAAAACUUGAAAAAGAUGUCAGCAUCCAAGCGUACAACAGCCCUUCUCCCCCAAUGAAGAGCAAAAUUCCACCACCACAGCGGCCCUACAGCCCUGGCAAGUUUGCUUUGUGUGUCCCACUCCUGAUUUGCCGUGGGUUUUGCAAAGGAAAACGGGGAAAUAAGGAUCAAUCUGUUUGGUGGAUACUGUGUAUCCUUUAAUAGACAACAAGGUAACCUUUCGUGUUAGUUUAGAAAUAUUGUUUUGUACUGUACUUUCUUGGAUGGCAAAGGAAAGACAAGUAAAACAAACGAAAAAAAUAACUAUGUUCUUUAAAUUCUGUAUUAUUAGCGGCCUCUGUUGUAUAUAGUGUUUGAUAAUAAAGUAUUAAUUUGA
This is a messenger RNA of Eublepharis macularius, 3725 nucleotides long. It is a transcript of the gene EFNA5, whose product is annotated as ephrin A5. The transcript is spliced from 5 exons. Gene Ontology annotation, cellular component: plasma membrane; external side of plasma membrane. The coding region runs from base 305 to 991 and encodes 228 amino acids. Gene Ontology annotation, molecular function: ephrin receptor binding. Gene Ontology annotation, biological process: regulation of cell-cell adhesion; axon guidance; ephrin receptor signaling pathway. NCBI's taxonomy places the organism in Eukaryota, Metazoa, Chordata, Lepidosauria, Squamata, Eublepharidae. The record is from RefSeq and is a predicted model, not a curated record.